AUGGCUCUUGUGGCUCUGGUAAGUCACACAGCUCUGGGAAGUCAGACAGGUCUGGCAGCCAUUCGUGGAACUCAGGUGGUGGCUCUGGCCUUUCAUGGGAUUCGGGAGGAUCUGGCACCCCUGGAGAAUCAGCCAGCUCUGGAGAAUCUGGCAGCUCUGGCAGUGACGGAGGAUCUGUCAGGUCAGACAGAAGGUGUAAAUGCUCCUGGAGUCAAUGUGCCCUUGCCCCCUGUGUAUACGAUUGGUCCUCAUCCUGGUGUAAAUGAGGUUUACACUACACCACCAACAGGUUAUGUGGCACCUCAGGUUCCGGCGAUCAUGCCAGUCCUGGACAGACCUAUGGGCUGUCCUGUUGGUCUAGAGUACCUCACCCAGGUUGACCAGCUUCUAGUUCAUCAGAAAGUGGAACUAAUGGAAGUACUCAUGGGAUGGGAGACCAACAAUCAAUAUGUGGUGAAAAACAGUUUAGGGCAGCAAGUGUUUUUUGCCGCUGAAGAGAGUCAUUUUUGUAGUCGUAUGUUUUGUGGAUCUGUGCGUUCCUUCCUGCUUCAUAUCCAGGAUAACAUGGGACAGGAAGUCAUGACUUUAUCUCGUCCCCUUAAGUGCAGUAGUUGCUUCUUCCCUUGCUGUCUUCAAGAGCUGGAGGUUCAUAGCCCUUCAGGCAGCCCUCUUGGUUAUGUAACACAAAGCUGGCAUCCUUAUCUGCCAAAGUUUAUCAUUCAUAAUGAGAGAAAAGAACCUGUUCUGAAGAUUUUGGGACCAUUUUGUGACUGCAAAUGUUGUUCUGAUGUUAAUUUUGAGGUGAUGUCACUGGAUGAGUCCUCAGUGAUUGGUCGAAUUAGCAAACAGUGGUCGGGAUUUGAGGCAGAAGCUUUUACUGAUGCAGACAACUUUGGCCUACAAUUUCCAAUGGAUUUGGAUGUGAAAAUAAAAGCAGUUAUAUUGGGAGCCUGCUUUCUUAUCAACAACAAAUUCUGGGAUCUGCUUUUCUGA
This is a messenger RNA of Danio aesculapii, 993 nucleotides long. RefSeq names its product phospholipid scramblase 2. Bases 1 to 993 code for a protein of 330 amino acids. Gene Ontology annotation, cellular component: plasma membrane. The transcript has 9 exons. Gene Ontology annotation, molecular function: phospholipid scramblase activity. Lineage: Eukaryota; Metazoa; Chordata; Actinopteri; Cypriniformes; Danionidae. The record is from RefSeq and is a predicted model, not a curated record. Gene Ontology annotation, biological process: plasma membrane phospholipid scrambling.